AUGACGAUCGAAACAACGCAAUCGCCGCCGCCCGCGUCGAAUUGCGCUCUUGGAAGUGCCCAGAGACUCGAACGCCGCGGCGGAUCCCUCGUGGCCAUCCCACACUACGUGAAAAAGACAGGGUACCGAGCCGCGAACGCGUACGGCGCGAGGCCGGUCUUCGUCGCCGAAACGACAUCCGCGAGCGCGCAACAGAAGGUUCUCGGCGCCGCGCGCGACGCCGGCGGUCGAGGCAAAGGCACCGCCCGAAAAGCGCUCAUGCCCUACGCCCCCGACGCGCCGCGAAACCGUCCUCGCGGGAGUUUGCAAAACACCAUCGGUCGCCGAUUCGGCCCGUCGUGCGCGGCGACGCUCAAGCGCGAACGCUACCGCGGCGCGAGCUCGAUUUCUCUCGCCGACGGUUCCAUCCACGAGCCCUGGCGCACGACCAAUCAAGUCAUGGUCCCAUCUCAACGCGUGGUUCAGACCACCGGAUUAGACAAUCCCGGCAUCUCGUCGACGAUCGCCAAGCGCGUGCACGCCUCGCAGCGCCGAUAG
Ostreococcus lucimarinus CCE9901 is the source of this 537-nucleotide messenger RNA. RefSeq lists its product with no specific name. The transcript is spliced from 2 exons. The record is from RefSeq and is a predicted model, not a curated record. The coding region runs from base 1 to 537 and encodes 178 amino acids. NCBI's taxonomy places the organism in Eukaryota, Viridiplantae, Chlorophyta, Mamiellophyceae, Mamiellales, Bathycoccaceae.